Molecule: messenger RNA, 1579 nt
Organism: Tigriopus californicus
Lineage: Eukaryota; Metazoa; Arthropoda; Copepoda; Harpacticoida; Harpacticidae
Product: carbonic anhydrase-like
Exons: 6
Coding region: 442-1242 (266 amino acids)
Cellular component (GO): cytoplasm
Molecular function (GO): carbonate dehydratase activity; zinc ion binding
Source: RefSeq, a predicted model, not a curated record
CGAGAGCUUUCCUUUACACCGUGUUCUCGCUGACUGUAGACCUAGAGUGAAGAAGGACAGCUGAUUUCGUAGCCUUUAGAGACUGCGUUCAAAAGGCAGCCUUGCCUGACAGUCACUGGAUUCCUUUCACUUCCAAGGACUUUCUUAUGCACGGCGAAACGGAAGAGUUUGUGAGAGUUACUUGACUCUUUCGAGACGAGAAUCGAGACAAUUGCAGUGCGAAAUAUCGGCUUGACAGGGUUUCGUUUCCGAAGGUCGGCUCAGAUGGCCGAUUGCUCUUGAGGUUAGACCCCAUCCCCAGAGAUAGAAGUUUAGCGGAGUAAAUGGCAUCCGUAUAGGUUAUUUUCCACUAAGUGCGAAACGAGCAAGUACCUCCGACGAUAAUCAAACCAAUACCGGUCCAGUCAACGUCAUUCGACUUUGUCGCUUUGAAGAGAGAACAUGUCAGGACCUUGGGGCUACCAUUCGGCCAAUGGGCCCGAAAAGUGGCAUGAGCAAUUUCCUAUUGCCAAAGAUGGAUGCCGUCAGUCUCCAAUAGACAUUGAAACUGACACUGCCGAGGAUUCUGGUGAUUUCCCUUCAUUAACUUAUCGAUAUAAACCGGAGAACACGAAGGCCAUCCAGAACACUGGGGCCAGUUGGAUGGUUUCUGUGGACAGCGAAGGGUCAAGCUUGAAAGGAGGCCCAUUGGAGCAGGAACACGCCCUAUGGCAGUUUCAUGCUCAUUGGGGCGAUGAUGGAACGAAGGGUUCAGAGCAUACCCUGGAUGGCCGCAGAUUUGCCUCUGAGCUCCAUUUGGUGCAUUGGAACAAGGAGAAGUAUGGAACGCCUGAAGAGGCUGCUGCACAACCAGACGGACUAGCGGUUCUUGGCAUUUUUCUGAAGGAAACCGAAGACGUCAACCACCCGGAAUUGGACAAGAUUUGCGAUCUCCUUCCGCAAAUUCAAUACAAAGGCGAAAAGGCUAAGUUUCCUGUUCCGCUGAAUCCUGCCAAGCUUCUUCCAGAGUCUAAAGUGUUCUUCACUUACGAAGGAUCCUUGACAACCCCUCCCUUGUAUGAGAGUGUCACUUGGAUCGUCUUCAAGGAACCCAUUGAGGUCUCAAAAGCUCAGUUGAACUUUAUGCGAGAGUUGCUAAUCGUGCCCGAAGUUGAGUCAAACAAACUCAAGGCCGAAGACAAGAUGGUGAACAACUUCCGACCCCCGGUUCCCAAGGGUAACCGGAAGCUGAGGCAGAAAUAAGUGUGAAUGGCACUGAGGAAUCAUUCAUGAUCACGUAGUCAAUGUAAGGCGUUCCUAGCGGGCUUCUACAAUUUGGCCCAAAUGCAUGCAAGACAAAUAAGGGUCACUGCUACGUGGGAAACGAGUUAUAGUGAGAACUAAAUAUGAGAUGAAUCCCCGCCAUAGAUGUCAGACGGAAUUGCCAAAUGAAUUAUGUGAAUAUUUUGUAAUAGUUUAUCCUUGAUUACCUAUGCAUCAGACACAUUUUAGUUAGCUCCUUAGCUAGCUUUAACUAAUUCUAAUUAGUAAUUACUCAUGUAGCCCCAAAACUAAACGAAUAAAGGUCUUUAUGAUAAUA